GUGAGAAAGUCAGGAUCCCUUUGCUCCUCUGUAACCUAGGAGAAAUGCACAUCCAUUUUACCACCUUUACCAAGGCUGAACUUGUGCAAGGAUGUAUGAAGGCGAUACGGUUUUUGUCACAACCAUAAUUCUCUGAUGUUCAAGAGAGAACAGAAGCUGAGAGGUGAGUUUGAUACUUGAUUUGCACCUCCUGCUGAGACCAGAGAUCAUAAUAUGGGCUGAUAUUAUCUGGGAGAAGCUAACUUUGGGCAAUACAAAUGCCAGUGGCAGUGGAAAUGAGCUUUGGGCUUCAGAGUGAAAAGCAACAACACAAGCUAAUACCUCUUGAAGGAAGCAGUAGCCCCACCAUUCCUUUAAAAAACUUCUCUAACCUUGAGGAAGUUAAUAAUUAUCACUAAUUAUGGUCACUAAUACCCCCUUUUUUGGGUGUUGACCAUAUAUGAUUCUAGGACUCUUGGAGGAAACUGAUUUUAUACCUAUUUCAAGCAGGUUUCAGGUCUGGUUUUGGUGCCAAAAUCACCCUGGUUAUCCUGAUAUCCCUAUUCUGGGAUAGACACAGGGGGAAUGCAAUUGUUGAUUCUGCUGAACCUCUCAGUGGGUUUAGAUUUCAUUUAUCAUUGUAUCCUCCUGAAGUAGCCAUAUGAAUUAGCUGUAGGAGGCACAAUGGUGCAGUGUUUCUGUUUCCAUUUGCGUCUGGUACCAAGAGGUAGUUCUGGGGAACAACUGCAUAGCAUUUUGCUGUGGGCCUCACAAAGAUUCUGUGCUAUUUAAAAAUCUAUAUGAAGCCACUGAGAGAGAACAUCAAUAUGCAGGUGAUGUUCAGUUCUGUCUGCCUAAAGUAUGUACAUCAGGAGAGGCAGUGGGUAAAUUUAGUUUGAUUAGAUUAAAUCAUUUGAGGGACCAGUCCUUCUAGUCUCUUGCCUACAAGCAGGACAGAAAUGGAAUCAGCAUUGCAGUGGGAUAGGAAACUUUUGGCCCUCCAAAGCUUGUUGAACUCCCAUUAGCUCCAGCCAGCAUGUCAGGGAUGAUGUGAGUUGUAGCCCAACGUGAGUCAGGGGUUCACACAUUAGCUACUUCUGGUCUAAGCAGACAGAAGGCUGGAGGGUGUUGCGGCAGUAGGAAAAGGGCAUCUGUGGAAAGGUUUAACCACCCACCAGGUGCGCCGGGUUCCGCCCAACAUUGGGGGAGUCCAGUGCAUGUGUGUGACAUCAUGUGUGUGGUGCACGUGAUGUCACAUGGUGGGAGGAGGCCCAAUGGGGCCUGGCGCACCCUCCGAAAGGCCUGAUGGGGCUUAGCUGCAGCCAUGGGAGGGCCCGACAAAGCCCGUUGCAGCUGUGGGAGGGCCCAAUGGCACCUGACUGCGGAAUAUUGAGGGGGCCCGGCCCCCUCAUUGAAUUUUUUGGGGGGACUCGCUCCCCAUAGAUGGCGUGCCAGCCACCCACACUCCUUGUCCACUGAAAAUCAUUGCCUUCUGAAGCUACUUUUCCUAAUUAAAAGUAGGAAUAAAUUAUGUUCCCAUGCAAAUGUGUGUAACUUCUAGUUUAAGGACCAAUAUGUUAAAGGUCUGAAGAACUAAGAACAGGCACCUGCUAGUGCCACCUAAUGGUAAUGUAUUGUAAGAAAUUAGUUGGCAUUCUACCUAGCUGGGGUUUUAAAAGCCGUCAUAGUUGUGACAAAUUUAUUGCUAACAUUACAUUCAUCUCCUGGUCAGCCAUAAUCUUUCUGCUUCACUCAAUCUACUUGGGCCACUAUGUAGCUCUUUACACAGCUUUCGUACCAUUUUUAUAUUGGCUAGAAGAGCACAGUAUUCCCCCACUGUGGCAUCUUAUGUGCAUCAGGAAUAUUUUACGAAGGAUAUGAUGAGACUGGAGCUUCGGCUCCCUUAGUCUAAGCCUUAGAUUCUAAGGCUUUGGGUUAUUCCACAUGUAUGUACGCAUGCAACAAAUUCAGAGCUAAAAUAUCCCAAGUUCUGCACUGUCAUGUUAUAUUUGCAUGUAUUUGCUCUUCAUAGGUAAAGGUAAAGGGACCCCUGACCAUUUGUUCUUCAUAAUUCAUUCUAAUUGUUGCUCUUCUGUGAAUGAUGGGAAACGAUUAGGAGCUAUAGCUACCUUCUGAGUCAUGGAAUUUUUUUCUACCUCAGGCUUCUGAGGCCCCUUUUCCAGACAAGCAUCUUCCUAUUAAGAAGGCCUAGAUAAUCUCAUCAGUCCCAGAUGGUAUGGCCAAUGGCCAGGGAUGACGGGAGUAGUAGACUCUACCCCUGCUCUUUUCCCUAAACUGUUGGUUUGAUUUGUUUUUAAUAAUGUUUUUAAUAUUGCAACCCACCCUGGGACCUUAGGGUGACGGGGGUUACUAAUUAUAUAAUAAAUGCUAUAACUUGUAUAGUACAGUACCAUUCCAUACUAUUAUCUAUUAAGGUAAACAGGAACAGUGAUGAUAAAACAAAAAAAGAAAGAGACCACACUCAUUUCUGGCAAAGGCUUUAUUUUAUAAAAUGGCAAAACGGAAUCCCCAGAAAUGACAGAUCCAUCACUUGGACCAAGACUCUGCUCUUAUACAAGAGCGGAUUCAGGUUCCCCUGCCCACUGUCAGCCAGUUUAGGCUACAAGUGUAUCUAUCCAUUUACACACAUAUACAUGUUUCAUUUUUUAUAAAUACAUGGGACUGAGUGGAAUGCUGCGUGUGAACAUGGCUGUCCUGUCUAAUCAUUUUAAAACAAGCCCUUGACUAUGGAAUAUCCAUACUCAGCCAUGUUAACUGGUAGGGGGUAGAAGAUACAACUGGGUAAUUUAUGUCCUAAAAUGCAGCUUAUUCUAGAACUUCUCUAGAUGCAGAGGCUCUAAUCAUUAUUGCACACAAGUGAAGAAAGAGCCCACACACAUUACAGAACAGAAACAGGCUCAUCUCUUUACUGGAAACAGCAGCGGGGGACAAAUUAGGUUCCAUAAUGCAAAAGGCAUCAACUACUUUCAGUCCCAGUGAAGAUGUCCAAAGCUGCAAUCCUAUAUGUACUUGCUUGGGAGUAAGGCCCAUUGAAAUCAGUGGGACUUACUUCUGAGUAAACAUACACCAGAUCACACUGCACAUUCCUGAAAUUAUGGGAAGGAAAGUGCUUGGAAGGGUGGUCAAGUAAGUUCCAGGACUUAUUCCACUUCUCCAUCUGGCCAGAUGCACCAGUCAGCUGGAGAAAGGCAUGUAGGAAGGAAUAGAAUAGAAGGAAUGCUUAUGAUACACAAAGGUAAAAACAAACUGCUGACAUUUCUCAAGGUGAAAACCUAAAACAUGCUUACUACAAAGUAUGUUCCAUUGAACUCUAUGGACUCAAGUAGGAAAUAAAUAAGGUUUGGUUGUGGUUGUAGAAAUGGAAGAAAAAAACUUAAGUAUAGACUGUUCAGUGCUCUGGCAACCUUCAGCAGGAUGGUUUUUUAAUGGUUACUAGACUUGCUGUUUUUCUCUCCUACCACAAACCCCUAUCCACUGCAAUAAAUGAGGGGAGACAAGUGUGUUUUUACAAGCAGAAGAUGAUCUAUUGAAAGAACAUUCAGGACCAAAUUUACUGCUACCCUACUUCACACAUAGAAAUGGCCAUCAAAACAGGUUUUAAAUGCUACCAGCAGAAAACAUGAGGUUGCCAGGUGGCAAUCUGGAGAUCUUGUCCAAAGGUUCUGAAGCAGCAGAGGAGGUUACCCAAUUCCUUCACCACUCUCUUCAUCCCUUCCUUUACUGCCUGCCAUUGGAAGAAUUUCAUACCAGAGAAGAGAUGAAUGGUGGUGGCAUGGGGCAAGAGAGUAGCCUUUCCUGCUGCCUCAACCUAAAGGCAUACACACCAUCUUCCCAAAUGGUAAUCUAGCUGCUUGUUUAGGGUUGUAUUUUAGAUUAACAAAUUAUUGAAUACUGCUGUAUUUUAGGGUACAUGUGAAUAUUAUGACUGAGUAUUAAGAGAGUCCCCCUGUUCCUGCCAUGUAUGAACAGAAAAUUAUAGCUUUCCACUGUGCAUCUUUCAGGAGCAUUAAUUUAUGGGGGGGAUCAGCCUAUUGUUAAAAAAAGAAAGGAUAUAGCCCUUUCAGAGUUAAUUGGUAUUCAAUAAUGAAUUGAUCAUGCUGAAUUUGGGGAAGGCCUUUAUUAGGCAGACAGGGCAUUUUCAAAUGGUAGCAGCUAUUGUUCCAUAAUGCUUCCUUGAAAAUGCUCUUGAGAGGGAAGAGAAAAGGAGGGGAAAGAAUGAUCCUUUUGCUUCCGUUCCUGAAUAGAUGACCCUCCAAAUAUAAUCUUCAAAAAAUCUGGAAGACAUGAUGUUUUGGACUAUAUGUGACUUUUAAGCAGAUGGUUCAGAAAUGUACUUAGACUGACUGUGUCUCUUUGUUUGCAAAAGCAGCUGCAGGGGCUCCUGAUCCAGAUUGAGACCAUGGUGUGGGAAAAGUUCCUAACCACUGAACAAACAUGACAUGGUCAGUCCAAGCAAAUAUUUUUCAAUCAUGUUCUUAAGACAUGUCUAGUUUGAGAACCAAGCUCUCUCUUCCUUAAAUAGUGGGUGAUAAUACUGGUUUUGGACUUCAUUCCAGAGCAGCUAUUAUUUAGCAAUUAACAGCCUAUGUCUUACCUUAAAGAAAUAAUUGUGAUGGAAGGUAUGUAAUCAAACAGACUUUUCUGUUUAACAUGGGCAGACUGCUGAGGAGGUGAGAUCCCAAUUCUAACACAUUUUUCUUCACAUAGGGCUAAAAAUGAUCUCACCUGACAGUGGAAAGAACAUACACAGUCUCCAGUCAAGUUUAGGUAUUGCAAGACUUGAAUGUCUUGCAGUCACUCCUACCCAGAAUUAGAAAUCCAUUCAGUAGUUUACCGUAGAGAUUACUGCCAUAAAGGAACUAACCUAUAUUAUCAAAUUAAGACAGAAAUUAGUUUACAAUGACUGUUUUUAGCUUAUCCCCUCCUACAAAAGAAUUAAAAGAACAUUCAAGCUUAGCAAUGAGUUAGUAUUAGGAACUUCAGUGUUGCAAGACUCACACCUUUUGGGUUAUUUCUGCCAGAAAUACACUGUAACAAGGGUAAUGAAAAUAAGCAAGUCUUGGAAGGAAUGGCUUAGACUAGCAUACUCGGUGCCACUCGCAUUACUUAAGUUGUGCAAUGGGUUUCCUAAUCUCCACUUUCUCAGCAAGGGAUAUUUCAAAAGCACCCAAACAUAACCAAGACAAAAACAAAUUUAGUAAGUAAAUAUGCUAUUUGACUUUAUGACCAUUUUUUCCCGGUAGCAUUGUAUCACAUGCAAUCCAGUAAAUGCUCUCCCUGGAAAGUCUGGCGCACCAUCUUGCUGUUAAUGCUGGCAUGAAUGAUAAGAUAGGAAUCUGGUACACUGGAGUUUAAAAAGUAAAUGCCGUGGUGAAUUGAGGCACUUUCCACCAGGUAUGCUAGCUCUGUCCAUUAUGCCUGCUGAAAUUAUUUCCUCCAGGUGGCUGGAUCUGAAUAGAGUCGAGGAGAGGCCGUAGAGCUUGUCCAAAAGGUCUGAAGCCACAAGAAAGACAUAAGGGAUGGUUGGGGAAAAGAGAAUUUAAGUUUUCCAAGCACUCUGAACACAAAUAGGUUCUCAACUAAAAUUAAAAACAUGCUACUUAUUGAGAAGAAUGAAGGCAAACUACUAAGGAUGUUCCUAUAAAAUGAUACAUGAGCUGAGCCGAGCCCAUGCCACUAUUUCAUCCAUCGGCAAAACAGAUGGAGUGUAAAGGAGAUCAGCACAGGCCUCACUUGUAACACCUAGAAGUACAGUGGCACAGAAGCAAUUCUUUGUCAAGUCCACCUUUAGGGCUGGGGGUGGACCAUCUGUGUCUCUUGGUUGUAGCGGCAUAAAUGUCUGGGUUGGUGUGCAUUACUCAAAAACAUGUUGCCAUCCCAAACUACAGAGCCCCAGGGUUGCUUGCAGUGUAGUAUUGGCUGCUGGAGCAUAGAACAUAAGCUGCAUGUUGCUGUGGUGUCAGGUACCUGUGAGCCUAAAGUUAUGCCCCAGUCUCCACUGCAACAGGUAUGGGGUGUUGCACCUCUCCAUUUAGGCCACAGCUGGCAAUGUAAUAUGCUGAGAAUUGUGUUCCAGCAUUCUCCCAUAUUGGGGAAUAUUUGUUUCAAACUGCAUGCUGCAUCUACUUUCCAUGGCUAUGUUUUAGAUGAGCCUAGAUACAUAACGGGGACGCGGGUGGCGCUGUGGGUUAAACCACAGAGCCUAGGACUUGCCGAUCAGAAGGUUGGUGGUUUGAAUCCCGACGAUGAGGUGAGCUCCCGUUGCUCAGUCCCUGCUCCUGCCAACCUAGCAGUUCAAAAGCACGUCAAAGUGCAAGUAGAUAAAUAAGUACCGCUCCAGCGGGAAGGUAAACGGCGUUUCCGUGCACUGCUCUGGUUCGCCAGAAGCGGCUUAGUCAUGCUGGCCACAUGACCCGGAAGCUGUACGCCGGCUCCCUCGGCCAAUAAAGCGAGAUGAGCGCCGCAACCCCAGAGUCGGUCAUGACUGGACCUAAUGGUCAGGGGUCCCUUUACCUUUUUUUAGACACAUAACAGGGUGCGUAACCCACUGAACCCUCUACAGAUGUACUUUUCAAAGCAAUGCAAUGCUUGUAAUGCUUGUGAGCUAGUCCAGCCCAAAGAUAGACAGGACUGAAAACUGACAAUACUCUUAACUAAUGCAACUAACAACCACAUGUUCCAACAAGUUUCAUGUCCAAAGAAGUCCAAGGUUCAUCUCCAGCCACUGCUAUGUUUCCACAGCGUUUUGAGUAAGUCACUUCAAAAAUAACUUUGGUAAGAUCUCCUACUACUGUUUCUCUGCCACCUGCCCCCACAACUUGUUUGUUUUAUAAAGUAGCCAAAGUCCUAAAAGUUGUGAUGGCUCUUUAGAGAAUUACAUUAACUGAGAUGAAACAGUACCUCUUUUAGGCUUAAACAACAUGUUACAAUAAGCAUGCUUUUUAGAAGCAUGCUUAAACCAGCCACUUUUAUUUUGAUGAAAAAGCAGCCACAAGGACCUCAAACAGAUUAGGGCCCUGCCCUGGUUUCCUGUGACAAAUAACCGUCCCUGAAAGUGCUGUUUAUUGCAAACAUCACCUCCAGGGGCAAAUAGAAGCCAUGGAGGAAACCAACACAGACCCCCAAUAUUGAUCGGGAACAUGUUCUGGAAUGGGGCCCUGCAGUUGCUUUGUUUUCAAAAUAACUGCUAUCAGCUGCAGACUGCUUUUUUGGAAAAGGGUGUUUAUCAUAGUUUAGAUCUUAGUGUCAUUUGGUUGCAAGUCAUUCUGAAAGGUAUAUCUGUAUUCCAAGUUAGUAAAAUCUGUGCCAUGUCCUCAGUAUUCCUGAAAAGCCAUGGCUGUUAAAUUUGGCAUCAAUAAUAUGGAUGUAAUAAAAAAGAGGACUCUACUUACGUUGCAAGAACUUCAGAUGGAAGGUCAGUGAUGUAGGAAGGGAUCUUCCUCCCUGUCAAGAAUUGUGCCACUUCAUUGCUGAAUGUAUUGCAGUUAUGGUCAAAAAGGUUAUAAGCCUCUCCUCUGUGACCCCAAGAAAAAGAAGUUCAGAAAAAAUAAUAAUGAAUGAAUAUAGCAAGACUGACCUUUUUCAGAGGGAUUACAGGAAUAUGUGUGUGUGUGUGUAAAGCUAAUUCACCCCAUAACACUCAGACCUGUGUUAAGAGCAGCUAUGCAGGGGGAAUGUCAAAUGGAAAAGCUAAAGGUGAUAUUUAACUUGUUUCUGCUUGCAACUUCACAUGAAAUUGGCCUCUCUUCAUUUGCUUCCAAAUGUAUAUUUGCCUAUUUGGGAAUCUGGAAUGGAAAGGCUACAAGCAGGAAAUGAGUUAAGCAUUCCAUCCCCCAACUGCUUCUCCACUAAAAAUCCUUUCUCCUCCAAAUCACGUUUUAAUACACAAAGAGUGUUGGGACUUCAAUCUACGUGCAGUUGUGUAUUGAAGUGCAUCUCAGUUGUGUAUUGAAGUACAGAAACUAUUUAGAACUCACUUACCAUUCUAAGAUUAUGACACAAUUCUAUAUUAAACUAACCAUAACUCAAUAGUGAAGCAGCUUGGCAGGAAGGGGCAUAGGCAUCCCUAUCAACAGGAAUUACAUGCAGUCACCAGAAUAUUAGAAUAGAAACAAAGCAGAAUUCUCUCACCGGAAUAUAGAUUCACCCAAUGAGGACAAGUAUUCCAAGAACAGCUCUUCUGAAACUUCUGAGCAUCCCAGGUCUACAAUAGAGUCUGGGGGCCCAAGCAGAGUCCCACCCUGUGAAGUGCAUAUGCAGGAAGAUAUUCAGACACCAAGAACAAUUUACCAGCCUCCUAUGGGGAAUAUAUAAUGCUGAAAUAUUUCUGCAUUUCCCCCCCAAUUGCUUACAUCAAUUACCAUAUUUCCCAAAACACUAGUAAGAGCUUAUAGCAGUCAAGUUCCAGAAGGACUCUUGUACAUACUCAGUUUGGAGGUGGUGAACAGAAGGAAAAAGAUAAACCAAAUUUGAUUCCUACUCUGUUGCCUACAAAUCAGCUUUAAAAAUUGUGGAUUAAGGGGAAUUUAGGACCUCAGUAUCAGCUAUGCAAGGAAAGCAUUUCAGUUUUACUAUACAUUAAAAUUACACCAAGUUUGAUUGAAUAAAUGGUUUAGAGCGGGGGUAGGGAACUGGAUCCUGCUAAUGGCCUAGAUACUUAUCUUCCCCCAAUCAUGGACCAACUUUAAUAGGUGGGUUGGGACAUCUACCUGUCAAUCACCUGACAUAAUAAAGACUUCAGGUGACUGACACAGGUCAAAGUUUAAAAAGUUGCUGUAAAAAAUGAUUAGCUGAUCAACGGUUAAAACAGCCUCUUUUCAAUAUAUCCCUUCAGUGCCAAUGAUUGGCACUGGGAGCCCCUUGAAAUAAGCUCCUUCUAACUAACAGUCAGCUGAUUUUUGAUUAGAGGGAGUCCCUUUGAAGUCUCUGCAGAGAGGGAAAUGUUCCUAAAACUGGACCAUCUCCUCUGCAGCGAAGGCUGUUUGAAGUGCUUUGAAUACAACUUCCUUUGGAAAUAAAAUAAAUGCUCCUUUUAAAAAUGGCGCAUUUAUUUUUUCUUUCCAAAGGAAGCUUGUGCUGCCCCUUGUGGAGUGAUUUCCAUGUGCUAAGUACUGGGCUUGCAAAGUACCUUGAACCGCAUUUCUGAAGUUCUGCCAAUCAACUGACUGUUGGACGCCUGGGAAGCGCUGUGAAAAAGGUUGUUCAGCAGUGCCUGCUAGUCCCUUUUGUUGAAGCCCCAUCUUUACCUACCCAACACCUGACGGCCUAUAUGACCAGGUGUUUGGCAAGUGGGUGUGUCUUGGCUGAAAUCGCAUCUCAGGCCAACUGAGGAGCCUGUGAGCUAGAGCUUCCCCACCCUUGCUUUAGAGCAUGAUGUACUGGAUGUUCGAAAGCUGGUCAUAAUGCACUAAAUAUUCCAGUUACUUGCUAUUUUUCUGAAUGGGAUACAGAAACAGAUCAACCAAAAAAAUAUAUGGGAAAAAUAAGAGAGGAAAAAGUAGGUAUAGAAAAGAAGUUCCAAGACUUACAGGUGGACAACUGGCGAUCCCACCACUACCAUAGAAGAACUCAUCCCUGUGAACAACUAUGGAAGUGUGCCUGAAGGGGGUGGCAAACAAGACAGGUAGAAACAUUUAUGUAGUGAGAUACACCAGAGAUUAAACAUAACCAAGACUAAAAGUUACCUGCAGCCUCUAGCCUCAUAUAGUCCUAUAUCAAUCUGUUUAGGAAGACUACUGAAAAACAAAAAAACAGAUCCUUACCUAAUUUCAGACAGCAUUUUCUGUCCUUACAAAUUGUGAAAAUAAUUAAUGAGUCUCUAAUAAAAAUGCCUAGAAAGCAUGUGAAUGAGCCCUUACUCCAAAAAGUGAGGCACCACCAUCCAGCAUUGAAAGGACCAUGCAAAGCACCUAAUAACACGGCCUAAUUUGGUGUUGCUACUUUCCCGAACACUCAUGAAAUAAGUUUGUGAAGUACAUAAUUGUGGAAAUGUUUUAUGCUAUGAAAACAUCAAUUAAUGUUAAGUCUAGCUACUCACCAAAUGCCAUCCAACUGCUUACCUGCAUAUAAAAAGAAAAGCACCAUCAGCAACUCAGUUUGCAUGCUGCAAUCUGUUACUCGCCUUCCAUGGCUAUCAAUUCACAUUUCCCUAGAAUACACUUACACGUAAACUCAUAACAGUGCCUUUCUAAAAGAAAAAGCAGGAAAAAUACUGUAGUGUUCUCUCCCACCCUAAAGUUGGUAUUUGAUGGAAUUAGGAAUAGUUUGUGCCGUAAUCCCUGGGUUUUAUGAUUACAGGGGAAGAAUUCAGACUUUCUGAAUAGGACAAAGUGCUAAUUUUUGAAAGCAACAUGUUUUACUUUACAAACAGCUCAGAAGAGCUGCAAAAGGUCCUAUAACUAAUGUAUUGGACUACAGAUUUGCCAGGCUUGCAAACAGUUACUGGCCUGCAGUGCAUAUGAAUGUCCAGAUAACCAGGCAGAGCAACUUUUUGUAAACUUCUGAAAGGCGGUUCUUCUCACUUCCAUUUAGAAUGACAAUUACUAGAGAAAUUAUGGGUGGGACCUGGGUAGGCUGUGAAGUAUAAUGUGUAAAACUCUAUCAUGAUGAUUUAUUGUAAAUGUUAACCUUUCUUAUAGUACAAAUCAUGUAAGUCGACAAAGUAUUUAUUCCUCUCUUUUUUGUAUUCACUUCUGACCAUGCAGUUUGGAGUUUCUCUAUCUUUAAUAUUAACCUUCAAAAUACAUCAGGUUUGAAUAUAACAGUGAAAGUACAUUUUUUAAAAAUUCUAACCUGGGAAAAUCCUAGUAAUAUUCCCCCCUGCCCAAUUCCCUACAUAUUGCUGAGGCUUCAGUCCUGUGCCUGUGCACUUCAUAGUAAGUGUCAACACACAUGAGGCUGCAGAUUUAGAUUUAGGAUACUUGUACUGGCUUGAUGGUAGAGACAGAGAUAGCUGAAACCAGUAUAAAUUAAAUUGGAAUCACUUAUCUGUGUGAAUCAGUUCUCAUUCAGUUACCUAGUGGCUCCUUUUAAUCUAGAUUUAUUGGAAAAAGGAAUUAGUGUAUUUAUCACAUACAAAUAUACUUCCCCUGUUUCUUGGGAAAGAAUGCAGAAUAACUUGCCUAAGUCUGCAGUAUAAAAGCAAAAGCCCAGCCUUAAGUAGAAUAGAGUUCAGUGUGGGAGGUACUUAUAUUCCAUGCAGGCUAAAUCUGUUGUGAAACUUUCCUUGCUCAUAGUGACAGUGCAAACUCAGAUGUAGAGAUUUCCUUCAAUGAGCUUCAUUAAGUUAACUCAUUUUAGGAUGUAAACUAUUAUUCUAAACUUCUAGUCUGUAUGUAUAAAUGAAAAGCUUCUAUCUCUGUAAUGUUGUCCUUUAACUCCCCUGUCUCUCAUAACUCAUGACAGACCUAUUGUCGAACAGAACUUUUGCAGUGAAAUAUAAAUUUCGUAAUGGAACUGCAGAACAAUGUUAUGUUCAGAAAAGUAUAAAAUACGUAUGUUGCUUUUUGUAUGCGAGCCUUCCUCUGCAUACAGGCACAUGUCUGAAGGAGUAAUUUCUGGUAACUUUGCAUACCCCUACUUUAAUAUCAAAAAGCAAUCAUACUCUACUUUCAGGGUUGUGUGAUAUUCUUCAGGUUGUUCCUGAAAGUGUCCAGGAAUUCUCUCUAGAAAUGUUGGACACUUGUGUCUGGGUAGUGUUGGGGGUCAAUAAACCGAGGCUGAAUCAUGAUAAGAUGGAGGUGCUGUGGGGUGAGCGGUUUCUGUCUCCAAAAACUAGGUGGACAACUUGUUCUGUGAGGGGUUGCACUCUCCCUGAAGGCACAGGUUCAUAGCCUGGGAGCACUCCUGGACUCUUAACUUGUCACUGGAGUCUCAAGUGGCUUCUUUGUCUAUGAAUGCAUAUGCCCAGUUGGUUCACAAGUUAUGGCUGUUCCUGGAUAGCCUGGAUUCAGUUGUCCAUGCUCUGCUGACUUCCUGCAAUGUGGGGCUGCCCUUGAAGAUGGUGCUGCCUUGUUGGGAAUGACCCAUGACACAGCCUUUUGGGUGGCUGUUUCCCCUUUAUGAAAUGCCCUCCCUGAUGUGUUUUGCCUGAUUCCCUCACUGCUAACAUUCAGGAGGACUUUAAAACCAUUCCUGUUUACUCAGGCAUUUGAUGGCUUAAAAAUACUGUUCUUUGUAACUUUGCAAUUACUAACCGUGUAGGUAUGCUUUACAUGUUUCUAAGUGUUUUAAAUAUGUUUUUAGUUUAUUUUUAACUGUAUUGUUUUACUGCUUUGGUGUUUGGUGCCCUGGACAACUUUCAGAGAUAGAAAUUUAAGGAAAAAAUAGAAGGGAGAGCUAAGAAUGUGAUAAAAGAAGUAUAUUCUCAAACACUAUAUAACGCAGUCCAAUGCUUUGCUCCUAUAUUCUUUUCUUAGUUAAACUACAUAAAAAGCAUUACUUAUAGCAAAGUAGUUAAAGUACUCUAGGCUUGUUAGAUCUGUUAUGACUAAGCAUCUAGAACUACUUAAUACCAGGAAGUAAAUGAUUUAGACCAGCAGCCCUUUCAUCCAGACACAAACUCCUAACUGUUCUGUGCAAUACUAAGAAUAGUCCUUACUUCCUCUGCUAGCUUUCUCCUCCAUGAAUUAAGACAAAAAUGUGCAUGGAUAGUACUUCUGCAACAAAAGGUUUCCAUGCUUAUGGACCUAAUGAAUAUUCAGACAGUUACUAUGUUGGGGAAACAAAUACCGUAUACCAAUUCUUAAGCCUAGAGGCAGGGCAGACUUUGUCUCCACUACCGCACACGGACAAGUGUGAUUCGUACUACUGGGGGGGGGGGGGGAGUGUACGCUGGAAGUGAGUGCAGAUCCUGUACAGCAUAUCAUCCCUGAUACGUUGAAAGGGUAUAGUUGCUGCUGUUCCUUAACGUAACCCCUGUCUACCCUCCACCUUUGAGUUGUGCAUCCAGCCCUCUACCUCCCCUUUGGGACGAGAAAACAGAGAAAGUUGUUCGGAUUGCGAACAGGUAAAAUUACCACUUUCCCUGUUCCUUCGGGUCACCCUCCAAGCCCCGAAGAAGCCUCUUACGUAACCUAUGUGUGCGGGGGGCGGGGGAGGAGGAGGACGGCGCCCGUUAAUAUACAUAACACAGACGGCGGUUAAGGAUCAAGACCCACAUCAACUUCCUCCCCACUCCCCGGCUGUAGGACCCCUGCCCGUCCCCUCCCCCCUCCCAUUUGAGCCACCCCCUUCCCCAAUAAUACGAAGGCAAAGGCUUCCUCUCCCCCCACCCCAGGCAUCAUCUGACAGAAACAGAGGCGACGGACGGGGUCGUCUCUCCAUCCCCCCCCCCGGGGCUCCUCUCACCGAGCAUGAUGGGGCUGAGGCGUCGAGCCAUGCCCUUGGACAGGUCGUAAACGUAGAGCUUCACCGGGUGCAGCAUCGGGGGCGAGUCCAUGGCAUUGGCGGAGGGCGACAGAAAGAGGACGGAGGGGGCGACGGGGAAGGAAGCUCUUGACCGAGGCCAGUGGUAACGGUGGUUAGUGGGCGGGGGGCCGGGAAAGCGGGGAGCCCAGCCGGCCCGGCUCCUGCUCCUGCGGCGGGUGACAGCCAACUGACAGAAGGGGACAGAGGCGAUGGGAGGAGGGCAGCGGGGAAGGGAACGUUCGCCGCACGCAUGCGCCGCCCCCACAAGGCGAAUCCAGGUUGCCAGUCACGGCGCCUCUGUGAGGGAAGGGCGCUAGGCAGCCGGGGGGCGGGGCCAGGGGGCGAGCGUGGUUUGGUUCCAUGUGGGCGGGCAGCGACGAGGACACCAGAGUUCUUCGGGGCGAUUGGUUAGAAGGCGGGGAGAAGGGCGGAGCGUAUAGCCAUUCCCGAGCAGUAACAGGUUGCAUAGUGACUGGUGGGCGGGGUUAUUCAACGCAGGGGUGGGCAGGGGGCAUGACUUGAAUAUGUAACUGAGACGUAAAGGACCUCCGAGCGAACUUGAGGCUGCCAACCGUUCUAUAGAAAUAGGAAAGAUGAGAGUAUCGAAUUCCAUUGUCUGAACAAGGAUAUUCCUGGUUCCUUUAGGCUCUUUUCCCCCCUCCCCAGGAGCACAGCCCACGGAAAACAAUGAAUAAGUGUAGGAUUCCUGUUCUUUCUCAUUUAUUUCGUAUUACGAUGUGGUGUUGUUGUUGUUGCUUUUUAGAGUUGUUAAUUGCCAAGUAGGCCGUUACAUUUCAUGUUGCAUAUUGGGAGGGCCCGCUUGGUCUAGAAGAAUGGUUUGUGGCCCUUCACUGCUUGCUAUUCUUCCUUUCUUUACAAAAAAAUAUACCCCAGCUUUUCACCAUCAGGUCUCCAAGCGGCUUAAGUUAAAGCAAUAUACAGUGGACAAAAUUUAAAAACAUAAACCUUCAGGAUUAUUGCAAGUUAGCGGAUUUUAGAAGGCUUAGUUUUUCAUUCAGAAAACUCUCAUGCAAGACACCUUUCAAGCUACAGGAAGAGUAAGUUUUGCCCUUUCAGCUCAAAUUCGGCGCUCAAGUUGUACAUAGAAGCCUUGCACGUUGCAAGCAUUGCGUUUUAAAAUGUUUUAAAACUUUUAGGCUGCAAUCCGGUGCACACUUACCCGCGAGUAGGUCCCACUGAACUCAAUAGGACUUAACUGUGGGUAGAUAGGGAUAGGAUCCCGCUCCUAAGAGACAUAUUGGAAAGGGCAGGACACUUUUGGUUUUGUGGGUGGUUCGCUGCUUCCCAGACUCAGCUAAGCGAAACUCCCCGAAACAAUCAUUUUAUUUUGAAUGACUAUAUGCAAUCUUAAGUAGGUGGGGGGAGGGGGGAGGAGAACAAGCUGUAAAGGAGCCCGAAGUUGAGAAGUCAGUGUGAAUCUCUACUUUUUAAAGUCUAUGGUGAGUAUUGAUCGCAGGGCUAUGGCGGGCACGUUUGGGAUAAGGCGCAGCCUGCUUUCCCCUCCCCAUUGGACAACUGCGCUGUUAGGGGCGGGGGUUAGGCGUGACUGACAGAUUCCGGGUUUAGUAAGGUGUCGGGGACGAAAAGAGGCGCUCGGGGAAAUUCAGGUAACUGCAGUUUUCCCGCCUGCUGGUUGCUGCUGCGGUGCAGCCUUUCCACGUCUGAGGGGGGCGCCGCCCCCGAGCUGGUGCACUUAGUGGCCGUGGGUUGGGAACGAACUGCUUUGCGGGAGCUAAGGAAGCUCCUUAUUUUCUGAUUUCUGCCUACAGUAGGGCCCCAGGUCUUGAUCACACACACACGUGCAUAUUGACAUGUGUUUGGGGAUGCCAGACUUCCCUAAAUUGCUGGAUCCAGUAGGUGUCCGAUUUUAAUCAAGCCUCCUGAACUCCUGGAUCCAGCAAGGGUUGAAAUAGAAGGCAGGCCAGCUUCCUCAUGAGGAAAUUGCCUGGGCUGUUAAGAGAACAAAGGAAAGGUGAUGAGCCAUUAAGAAAGCGAUGGAGAGGAGGCUCUGUGCCAGAGGCCAAAUGGGUGGGGGCGCUUCCUCCAGCUCUCAGUGAGUUAGAAGGACAAAAGCCAGAGUUGGGAGUUGGCUGUGUUGGGACCUAGAGGAAAAAAAGGUUGCAGGAAAAGGCAGGGAGAAAGCCAUUGCUGAUGUCUGCUAGAACCCAAGGUUAUAGCUAUGGGAGAAACAAUAACCUCUGGGGGUGUUAAUCUAGCGAACCCCUCCAUUGUAGGCUCUGGUUAUACAGUGGUACCUUGGUUCCCAAAUGGCUUGGCUCCUGAACAAAUCGGCUCCCGAAUGUCGCAAACCCGGAAGUUAGUGUUCCGGUUUGUGAAUGUUUUUUAGAAGCUGAAUGACCAUUUCGGCUGUCAGCAUUAUUUCUGGGGCCAAUCAGAAGCUGCGCCUUGGUUUGCGAACGGUUUGGAAGUAAAACGUACUUCCAGAAUGGAUUGAGUUCGGGAACCAAGGUACCACUGUAUAUAUGUGUAAAUAAACCGUCUAUCGUAAAGACACCACAAUCUCCGCUGUGCCUCAUUUCCAAAAGGAAACAUUAACCCUGGGCAUAGCAUCUGAAACCACUGGGAUCUCACUCUGCUUGGAGACUGGAGUGGUGUGCAACAAUAUGUUUCUCCUGAGUCCCCCUCCCCGCAACUGUCAUUGUAUUUAACAAUGUGAAGAGUCUAAAACUGCCUUAAAAUAAUAGUUGUGAUUCUUCACACAUGUCUGAUUUAUUUUCAAUAUGCCAGUUUCUUACCAUGCCACUGUAAAGAUUAAUGUGCUGGUUAAAUGAAUACAACAGAGCUUACUUGAAUUUUCUUCCUCUUCUCUCUCUCUAUGGCAGACCACUUAUUUACUGAUAGGUAAGUGACUUUUUUCAAGCUUCAAAUUACCUCCCUGUAGUAGUGCUGUAUGUAUUGUAUUUUAACUGUAAAUUUGACACAGAUGUAAUCAUAUUCCAUUCGUAGCUCAUUUUAUUCCACUGGCUGUUGUUGAGAGAGCCAUUGUGAUACGAGAUGGGGUUUGGGGAUGCCAGACAGGGCCAAAGUGUUAUGUGUGGGAGAUACAUGAACAGCCUGAGGACUUUUUUUGUGUUUGCUGAAAAGCAGCUGUGUAAGACUGCCAGCUUGAAAAAAGCAACAGCAUUCCUCUUCUCCCACCUACUGUUUAUCCUUUCAAAGUCAUGAUUUUAGGGGGUGCCUGGAAGCACAUGUAAUAUAGUAUAUCUACCUUCUUUGUUCAUUCUCCUUAGCACAACGUGAAAGCCAUGGCAGACUGGCUAUCAUACUACAAAAAUGAGGAAGGUGAAGAAGAAGAGGAACAAAAUGAAGAUGUUGAAACAAUUGGUAAGAAUUGGUUCCCAACCUUUUUUGGCCAUGCCCCACCUAAGCAUCUAUAAAAUCCGGAUUCCCGCCCCUGUGAAAUAUAAUUCUUAUUAUUUAAAAAGUGAAUUCCUAUUCCUGUGGAAGAAGCCUAAAAGGCCAUUCACUGUUAAUAACUCAUUCUUGAAUUGCCCUCCUUAAAAAUCAAAUUGCCCCCCUGUGGGGCGUGUAUUGGGAACCACGGGUCUAUAGGCUUGUGUGGGCUAAUUAUUUAUUAUAGAUGAGUUAAAGCUAUUUUAGCUUGCAGCUAAUCUAGCACAUCAAUACUGAAAAUAUCUGGGAACCAGUACAGCUGAGCCAGUAGUUUAACUGGCAUUUGUAUAUGUGAAACACUUUGUGGCAUACUUAUAACAUUUUGCUACUCUUGAUUACCGCUGCAGGAUGCUAAGAAACCCGGGUUGGUUUUGCUUUUUUAAGAAGGCAAGUGCUUAGCCUUUGUGGGUACAGAGGUAGGUGAAAGCAUGAGAGCACUGUCUGCAAAAGGCUGAUGUCACUUUAUGUGCUCUUAGAGUGGGCUGCUUUAUGCAGUUUCUUGGUAAGACAAACACACUGACCACUGCAAUACCAGUGAAAGGCAUGAUGAGCCGUGGUGCAGGCAGCCUAUUGAGAAAAAGCAGUCUUCUCUUAGCCCAUCAUGGCUGUACAAAUGCAUACCCUUUCUUCUACUAAGACCAAGUUUAAUUGUGCAUAGUCUAAAGAAUGUGUGAAUUGUAAUAAGGCAACAUAGUGAAGUACAAGAAUUGAGUAAAAUGAGAAUGAUUUGCAUACAGGGUUUGACAUUUUUUUCUCCGUAGGAGAAUAUAAAUAUUCAGGUCGGGAUACCUUGGUUUUCUUAGUGGAUGCCUCAAAAGCCAUGUUUGAUUCCUAUGAUAAUGGUGAUUUGACUCCUUUUGAUAUGACAAUCCAGGUAAGAUGACCCUUCAGAAAUUUAAUAUUACAUAUUGUAUGUUUUGAAAGUUCCUUAAAUGUGUUGUUUGUAGUAUAACCUGAUAGAACUAGCUGUCAGUUCUGUUUUAUGUUUUGGCAGUUGCCAUAUUAUUCCAUUUUCCUUAGGAUAAUGAAAGGCAUUUUAUGCAGAGGGAACAAAGUAAUGCUGAGUUCUACUUUUCUGUUAAAUUCUUUUCAGUUUAUAGAAAUUUAGAUGAAAGUUGUGUUCUUAAAAUUAAAAACCAAAUCUGGGAGCAGAGCAACAUUCUCUGGAAAUGGUUGUCUUCUGUCUUCAUCUGUGGGAGAGUUUAAACACUUGAAAAGCAGGCAGUUGCAUUGUCCCUGUGCUGUGCUACAAUAAAAAAUACAUACCUUAGUCUAAGCAUAGUUCCUGAGUUCUGUAUGUAGUGGUACUGGGGCACUUUCCUGAGUGCUGUUUGGCACAAUUUUAUGCAGUUUUGAAAACCCCUCUCCAUUCCUGAGUUUACAAAAGGAACACUUCUAGAAGCUGCUGAUUCUCCCCUUUCCUACUGUCUUUGCCAGUUUAUUAUACAUUCUAAAUGUUAGUUGCUGCUGUGUUCACCAAAACCCCCAACGAUUCUGGUGGUAGUGGCAAAAGGGGGAAAAAUAAAUAAAGUAGAACAGUUCUAGGAUGAGCAGAGAGGAUUCAAACUCUGUCCAGCCUAGUGCUCUGAUGGAGGAUGUAAACCCCCCACUCCCCAUGAAUCAGAAUGAUUAUUUCAACAGUGCAGAGGGAAUUAUACCCUGCCUCCUUUUAGCUGAUCUGCAGUGAUCAGCUGAGGUGUGGACUAUGAGUUUGCAGUUGUGAGAAUGUGGAUGGCUACACCCACUACUGGUAAGCAGCUCUCUAGAGGGUUGACUGUGGGUGAAUGCAGCCCUUAGGCCCAAACAGUUUAGCCAGCCCUGCUUAAAAAAUGGAUGGACCUUGGUUCUGCAAAAAUCAAAGUGUGAGACCAAAAAAAUGAAAAGAAAUGAAAUCUUGCAUGUAUUGCUUCAGGAGUGAAGCCCACCUGUGUCCAGUUGCCUUGCUUCCAUGUAAGUGUGUGUAGGAUUACAGUCCAGCACAAUUCUGAGAAGAACCAACAAGAUAGAAUGAAGCGGAAGGCCAUUGCUCAGUGGUGGAACACAUGCUUUGCAUCUAAAAGGGCCACAGCUAAAUUUAUGGCACCUCCCGGAAGUGCUGGGAAAGACUGCUAUGAAACUUUGGAGAGUCACUACCAGUCAGUGUAGACAGCACUAGAUGGGUCAAUUCAGUGUUGAACAUCUAGAUUCUCUCAUCUAUAAAUGUCCUGUGGAGUUAGGGGGUAAAUGUCUUAAAGCACUGUGGCAGUCUUGGAAGUAUUUCUAGAUGUUUUAAUGCCAUCUUUGAUGUGUAAAUGCUGUUUUCUUCAAUGGUCCUUUUCCUCUCUCUUCCCAUCUCACUUGAACUUUUUUUUACCAGUGCAUUAAGAAUGUGUACACAAACAAGAUCAUCAGCCAUGACCGGGACCUUCUUGGUGUUGUGUUUUAUGGUACUGAGCAACAUAAGAAUUCUGUGGAUUUUAAACACAUUUAUGUUCUUCAGGAUUUGGACAAUCCAGGUAAAUAUAUAAUAAUAUGAGGUGUAAAUGUGAAGCAAGAAUACAGGAAUGAGGCAUGGUACUUUGAGUAGCAGAGGUGGCCCACUGUUUUAUUUUGCACAAUGCUUAGGGUUGAUGCUUUUAAAAUGCUUAAAUUCUGCCAGUGUUGAUGCUUUGUAAAUACUUGAUAAUAGUCACAACUGGAGGAAAACCUCCUCCCUAUGGCUGUCUGCUCCCCACCCCCCAUUCACAUAUUUGUUUAAGAUACAAUUUUCUAAACUAGUAUCAACUCAAGUGGCUUUUACAAUUGGUGACAAUCUAAGGUACUGUCCAUUUCAGAGUUCAGUCUGUAGUGAAGUCAUUGUGUUGUAGCAGCUUGGUCCAUAUUUAGUAUGCCCCCAUCAACCCAUUUGUGGAAUCUUUGACGUCUGUCACACGGCUUGACAUGUAGCUUCAGACACUUGCAAGCUACAGUGCAAAACCCAUUUCAGUAAGCUAAUGUUAGAAGUCAUAAAGAAACUAGCGUUAGGCUAAUAGGCUAAGUGUAAUGCAGCCAUUAGUCAAACCAGAACAGUUCUGCAGUAACUCCUCCUUGCAAAGUGGAAAUCCACAUGCAAUGGGACUUCUGGUUUCACAUCUCCCUCCAGCCCACUGUGCACCCCCAAAACCUGCUACAGAGAAUUCCCCAAUCCUUUGUAGCAGAUAUCCAUUCACACUAUACUCAAUCUCACCCACUGGUUUUUGUGUUUGUUAUGGCAUUAGGUUCUGCAGGGAGCUGCAUAGGAAGUCUCAUAUCCCAGAAACUACAGCUUAGUCCAGUUUCAAAAAAUGUACAUAGUUUUAAUGAUUACAAAGUUUAACUCCAGAUUUAAUUAAAACCAUCACCAACAUUGGUAAUCAAAUGUGAUUCAGUCAUCCACUUAGGUAUUUUGUUGUUUCUUCCAAAAUACUCAGAAAGUUUUUUGUGGAUAAGUUCUAUCACCAAAUGUUGAAGUUAGUUACUUCGUUCAUCUCUGAUGCUCCUCAGGCUUCACUUAGCCAAACUUGCAAUUUCAGGCCUGUUCCAGUUUUGAGCGAAGUUUCAUUAGCAACUAAGAAAAGGCAGUAGUCCUUGUCGCACACAGAGAGCUGCUCUACUGAACACUUGAUCUCUUUUCAUAAGUUGAACGAGAAACAUCGUAGACAAACUACUGAAAGAUUUGCAAAUUCUGGCAUAUCAUGGCUUAAAAGAGUAGUGCUCUUUGUGUUUUGUAGGACAGCACUGAACUGUUGUCAUUCAUUUUCUGUUCUUUUUUUUUAGGGGCAAAACGAGUGUUAGAGCUGGCCAAGUACAUUGGAGAGCAAGGGAGAGCGCUCUUCCGCAAAUCCUUUGGCCAUAGUGCUGACUACUCACUAGGUGAGGCAUUCUGGGUUUGCUCGAAUCUCUUCAGUGAUGUCCGCCUCAAGAUGAGCCACAAAAGGAUCAUGCUGUUCACCAAUGAAGAUAACCCUCAUGGGCAAGACAGCGUGAAAGCCAAAUUUGCUAGGACCAAAGCCGCUGACCUCCGAGAGACAGGUCAGUACUUCAAACUAAAAUGGUGCCGCCUCUUAGCGAACUAAACAGUGUUUGCAAAACUGGUUCCCAAUGCUAUUUGUUAUAAGUAAUCUUAGGGCACAAUCAUUUAUUACAUUUUUCUCCCACUUUUCUUUCAAGAAAUUGAUGGAGGCAUGUGUGGUUCUGUCCCACCCUCCUGUAUUCUUACAACUCUGUGAGUUAGGUUAGUCUGACUCUGAAGAGAUAGUGACUAGGCCAAAGUCACCCAUUUGAAAGCUUUAUGGCAUGAGUGGGUAUUGGAACUUGCUUGUGCACUCAAACUUCUUUUAAGCUGUUUAGCAUAGUGCAGAACGUGAUUGGUGGCUGAAUUUGAAAGCAGGCUAAUGGAGAAUGUUGGUGUACAUUAACCCUUGCUAGUAUGAACUCCAUACUCUUUGCUUUAUGCCACGGGCGCCAAGUAUGUGGAGCUGUGAGGACCAAGGGCCCCUCAAAUCCCAGAUCAGAGGGGUGCUCCCCUCCAUAUAUUUUGGGUGGUCAACAUCAUGUGCACACACCGCAGAGUACAAUGAUGUCACGUGCAUGGCACACUGAUGUCAUGCAGCCAGGGCCCUCUCAAUCAAGGCGGCACGCAUGCUUCUUGUUCCUUCCCUGACCCCUGUGCUUCGUUCUGUGGCUGUUUAAGCUCUUUUGCAAAAUGAAAACCUUUAACAUUCUAGGAAAUUGGUAAUCUAUAUUGCUCCAAUUCUGUUUUGACUCCAGGUAUCUACCUUGACUUAAUGCACUUGAAGAAGCCUGGGGGGUUUGAUAUCUCCUUGUUCUACAGGGAUAUAAUUAAUACAGCAGAAGAUGAGGACUUGGGAGUCCAGUUUGAUGAGUCUGGAAAGCUAGAAGACCUCAUGAAGAAAGUACGAGCAAAAGAGACCAGGAAGCGAGCUUUAGCCAGGUGUGUAUUGAGAAAAAAAUUAAAUUCUCCUCCUCUUGUGGCGUAGUGGUCAAGAGAGAUUUUGGAGAAAAUACUUCCUCUCAAUAAAUGCCAGCCACUUAACAGUUAUGUUAAAGUACAUAAUGCUAAGUUGUGGAAAGUUUCCUUUGUGUUGUUUUGGGGUGAGAAUCUUUUCAUAUGCUUUUAUCUCUUUAAAGACAAUACAGGAUCUAGAAAGCUUCAAUCUGUAUUUCUUGAUUCUUGGCAGGCUGAAUUUGUAUCUGGGAAAAGAUGUGGCUCUUUCUGUUGGCAUUUUCAACUUAGUGCAGAAAGCUGUCAAGCAGCCACCAGUGAGACUUUACAGAGAAACCAAUGAGCCAGUGAAAACAAAAACCCGAACCUUUAAUCGACAGACGGGUAGUUUGCUUCUGCCAAGUGACACCAAGAGGGCUCAGGUAAGGUACUUUGAGAAUUAUUUCCUCAGUCUCCUCUCCCCCAUUUUCCCUUGGCAGAAUUUGCAAGCCCAUUUUAAAAAAUGGAAGAAACAAUCCAGACACAUCAUAGCACCUGUUGGGAUUAGCAAGCCCUAUCAGCCAGACCCUGUGUUCCAUUGUGACACACAAGGUCUCUUUAAUAUUUAUAUGCCAAAGAUUAUAUAUGUACUGAUUUUUCUUCCCUUUCCCCAACAGACUUCUGGGUUGGGCUACGAGUAGAGGAAUAAUUUUAUAAAUAAUUAUUUGCAAAUAAUUGGGCCCUAUUGUGUCACACACUGGCAAUUGUUUUAAGCAUUUUCUCUAAUUUUCCAUUUUCUUCAAGCAUAACUUUCUGUCUUUUGGCAGUUAGUUCUCAUUAAUUUCCAAGGUUUUUAAAGGACAGUCAACUAGUUUUUUGUUUUUUUAAUGGAAGUAGCCUGCAAAUAAAUGACCUCCACAAGGAAUAAAGCUAAGGCUCUAUGUUGCAGAUCAGGUGGCUAAUGUUGCAAAAAUGUUUUUGGCAAGCAUUUAACAAAAGUGUGUUCAUAUGAAUGGUUUUGCUGCAUGACCGGUUUUGUUUAUAUUGUUCUAGUUCCAAGGAUCUCGGAGGUCCUGUUCAUCAUGGACAACCUCUGGCUCUCCUCUUGAGCUUGGAACUGUGCAGAAGAACCAGGGAUUGUCCCCAGGCCGCUGCUUUUUGAAAGUGAUUUAAGCCUGAGGCUCCCUCUAGUUGAGCAUCAGCUGGGAGAAUGUUGGGGAAGGGUCAAAAUUUUGGCUGACUACCAAAGGCAGCCUAAAUUUGUGGACCCCUGGAAUAGCUAUUCCCACCCUGAGGUGCAAAGAGAGGGAACCCACUGCAAGUGGGAGCUUUUGAAAUAGGAGUGACUAACUUGUGGUCCUCCAGAUGUUGUUUGAGUGCAUCUCCCAUCAACCCCAGCCAGCAUGGCCAGGAGUUAGGGAUGAUGGGGGUUGUAGUAGUUCAGCAACACCUGGAGAUGAAGAGGUUAGCCAUCCCUGAUUUACAGUAUGUGGAUAAAAACAGGAGUAGCUGUCUGAUAAAAUUAUUCUUGGCGAGUGAGACAAGAAUGGUUUUACCCAGAGGCUUGCCAUAGAUCUCUUUGCUGACUUUUUACAGUGUAACUACAGAUUUGCUAGACUCUAUAGGCAUGAUUAUGUUUCCAAGAACACUAGACCUAUAUUUUACUUCACUUGGGCCCGAGCUUGUUAUUUUUCUAGCUACUUUUCUUCCCCCUGCUCCCUUUUUGUAGAUCUAUGGGAACCGUCAGAUUGUGCUGGAGAAAGAAGAGACAGAAGAAGCAAAAAGGUUUGAGCCACAAGGCUUGUAUCUGAUUGGCUUCAAGCCCCUGGUAAUGUUGAAACAACACCAUCACAUCAGGCCUGCCCAGUUCAUCUAUCCUGAAGAGUCUUUGAUUAGUGGUAAGCAUAUUGUGGGAAGGAUAUUCUGCUUUGUAACUUGACAGUGAAAUUUCAUUGUGCAGAGCAGGAUUUCAAACAUGAAAAUAGGGGAUGAUGAUAUGAGGUCGACUUUUUGGACCCAUACCAGUCAGGGUACAGAGCAGGAUUAGGCUCAGUGCCAUGAUUAGCAUAUUGAUAAGGUUGCAUUCCUUAUCAAUUCCAAACAUUAUAUAUAUGUUAAAAUCACUCGGGAUGAAACCUUGUGGCUGCACAGGUUAAAUCCCGUGGUGUAGGACAACAGUCACCUAACAGCAAGUAGCUUGGUCAACUCCCAACAUCCACCCUGGAGGGUGGAUAAGAAAUCAAAUACAUCAUUAUAUUGAUUUGAUUUGUUGCCCUUCACCACAAGGUCCCAGGGUGGGUUACAGCGAUUUAAAAGUACAAUAUUAAAAUGAUUUCAAAACAAAAACCAUUACAAUAAUAGGGUGGGGAAAGAGGUGUGUCUUCAGCAUGCAAUGGAAACUACAUAAUGAGGGCGCCAGGCACACCUCUGUUGAGGAAAUUCCAAAACUUAAAGAGGUUGCCAUGGAGAUUGCCCUCUCUCUGGCUUCUGCCCGCCCCCCUGACUAAACUUUUGAGCUGCUGAUUAUUGCUACCCUCUAGAAAAGAAGCACAUUUACAAAAAACCAGAAACUAUACUUUUCUGUCCCAAAACCAUGGUAACCAGCCACACACAGAGAGAUAUAGUUGCAUAUAGUCCUCUGCAGAAGCUUGAUGUAGUUAUUUCAGAUGUGCUUUGAGCCACCAGAGUUGUUUCAUUAAAGUAACAAGCAUGGAUUUUUGCUUUUAGGAAGCACCACAUUAUUUAAUGCCCUGCUGACAAAGUGUCUGGAGAAAGGGGUGAUGGCCGUAUGCAGGUACACACCCCGUCGGAACACUCCUCCUCGGUUUAUAGCCCUGGUUCCUCAGGAAGAAGAGUUGGAUGAGCAGAAUGUGCAGGUGGCCCCCUCAGGUAACGAGUUGUUGGCAUUUCUGUCUUACAGAUGGCUAGUGUGGUGUUGUUCUACCACUGUCAGAAGUUUUUUCUGCCAUCUGAUUUAAGGAGAGGAGGUUUAUACUUUGAUGAGCAGCAUGGAGUGGCUAUAGAUUUAUCCCCCAUCUUGUAUAAUAUUAGCAUUACUUUUUAUGCACUGGUGUCUUAUAUAGCUUCCAGUGUAUGGUUUGGAUUACUUUGGCUGCUUCUGAUGAACUCAUUAAGGGUAUCUCAUCUCCUACAGAUAGGUAAUCAGUAACACACAAGAUAAUUUUGGGGUUCAUUUCAAUAUCCCACUAUUUAAUUGCAUCAGGUUAGUUCCUCCAGACUUAACAAGACUGGACCCAGAGAUGCCUUAGUGAGAAUAUUUCUGCUUUUGUAAGGUAAUCCAAAUACCACCAAUUUCUUCGCUCAGUGCACAGAGUCCUGCCUGCCACCUAAUACCACCCUAUUCUGGAAGUUACUCUUAAUUCUCAAGAACAGAUUUUUGGGCCAGGCAAAGAUCCUUGUCAGCCUCCAGUCUUUCCUUUCCCCAAACUCCUACAAAGUCUCCAUGUUUUGUGUGUGGGAUCUUGGCUCUGCCUGUUUCACCUUGCAAACUGUUAGGAUAUUUCCGUUCCACCUUAAAAGGGAGCAGGCUGUGAGUCACAGAGUCUGCGUAUUUCCUGUUCACAGGAUGUUUAUGUUUUCUGUUGCUUUCGUUUUCUCUCUGUGUCGCAGACACUAAAGCAGUCAGUCAUGUUUUUCUGUGUUCUGAUCAACGCUGAAUAAACUUGUAAAUAAUGCUCUCCUGACUGCAGCUUUUGGCUGUGCAUUAUCUGCUGAUAGAGUGUGCAUGAGCUCUAGAAUGUGGCAAGAUAUUUUCUAGAAACUCAUGUCGCUGCGUGCCUACGGGAGGUCGAUGGAUCGUCCGGCAGACGGCUUGGGGGCCUUGAUGGACCCCUGGCAGUAUCCCAGUUUCACCUUGCAAACUUCCAUAAGCUAUAUCUUAGAAGCUGUUGAGAUCUUCUUCCUAGUCUAUGUGAUGUUUCUCAGAACCAGAAUUUCUAUCUUCUAGCUGAGAGGAUGGCAUCUCUAUCAUGAGAUACUGUUAUUUGUGGACUAGUUUUAGAGCAAAACCAGAAUGCAGACCAGAAAUGUUUAUCAAUAACGGUAAAAAAAAAAUUCCUUAAUUGCUUGUGGGGUGAAAUACAUUUUACUCUUUGGUUAAGUAGUAUAUCAUAAUAUUUUUCCUGGCUUAUUGCUCUCACUAUGGGUAUUUAAAGAUGUCUUAUUCUGAGUUGUUUCUAAUAAAAUAAAUUAAGACAUGCUGUAGCUUUUUUCUGGUCUGCCUCUGUUAAUAUCUUUUGCACAUUAUGUCCCUAUUCUGAUAAAUUAUUCUGUUGUCUUCAAAACGUUCCCAUUCACUGACACUCAAAACAACUAGUUCACAACUGGUAGUUUUAGGUAGUAAUCAAGCAUUCACAUGUUGAUUUCAAUCUAAGUGGCAACCCUAACGAUAAUGUGACUUCAGAUCUGUAGAUCAUUUGUUAGAGAUAUGAGCAUUUGGGAACAUUUUUGAGUAUCUCAUUUCUUUCAUGUAUAUAUUCGUUCCUUCUAUUUAGGGUUUCAUCUAAUUUUCCUACCUUAUGCGGACGACAAACGAAAAGUUGACUUUACAGAGAAGCUCCAAGCUAAUCAAGAACAAGUAAGCAAAAUGAUGGAAAUAGUCCACAAGCUUCGGUUCAAGUACAGGUGAGUAGAGAUGGGAGGAAGGCAGGAUCAAUGCCCAUGUGCAAACAGUUCUUGGACAACCCAGUGGCACUGUCGCUCAUUUAUACUUUAACCCGGGAUUUCAACAGGAGUGAGAGCUUUGAGAAUCCGGUUUUACAGCAACACUAUAUGAACCUGGAGGCCUUGGCCCUGGACUUACUGGAACCUGAAAAAGCUGAAGAUCUGACAGGUAAGACUAAUUUAGUGAGUGUAGUUUGACAUUUCCCCCCUGUUGCAGUCCUUGGAAUUUCCCACAAGCAACGAACUGUUUAAUCCAAUGGUAUGUUUGCACAUCAUACAAAAAAUUGCAGGUUUUAGACUAAAGUGAGUUGCAGCUGAAGCAAAUGUGGGUAACCUGUGGCUCACAUGAGACCCUGGGGAGCCCUAAUCAUUUUGUCACCACUGCCUGACAGAUUAACCACCAACUGUAUUGGUAGGGAAAGAGAGGUGUUCCCGUCCUGCAGGUGUGUGGCAUCUUUGGUCCUCCAGAAAUGGCUGAGCCACAACUUCCAUCAUCCAACUUCCAUUGCCCAUGCUCUCUGGAGCUGAUGGAAGUUGCACGUCAGCAACACCUGGAGGCCAAAGGUUCCCCCCACCUUCUGUGCUGAUGAACAACACAUGGAUAUAGCAAUUUUGACUGCAUUGGGAUUGCUGUGAAGGGGAGGGUAACCCCGGCUAUCCCUAACACUCUCCAUGCAGCCAAGAUACUGGCUCAUGCUGCUGUUAGCCCAAAGCAGUAUUGGGACCAUAGCUGUCAACGUUUUCCUUUUUUUUAAGGGAAAUUCCCUUAUUCCGAAUAGGAUUCCUCGCAAGAAAAGGGAAAAGUUGGCAGCUAUGAUUGGGACUGGAUGCAUUUUGGAUCAUUGGGAUGGGUAGGGAGAGGUUGAAACCCGAUGCAGCCAAGUUUGCUGUCAAGCUCUGAGGGAAUCUGGAGUGCUGGGGAGGUUGAAAUGCAUGGGCAUGUGUGAGAGAGGGGUGGGUGGGGAGAGAUGUCAACAUGUGUCAGCUGUGUUGUUAUUAUUAAUAAUAAUUAAUAGUAGUGAGUGGGAAAGGUUGUGGGCCUGUGUGUGUUCGGGAAAGAAUUUGUGAGUGAGAAUACAUUUGAAUGAGUGUACAGUGGUACCUCGGGUUACAUACGCUUCAGGUUACAGACUCCGCUAACCCAGAAAUAGUGCUUCAGGUUAAGAACUUUGCUUCAGGAUGAGAACAGAAAUCGUGCUCCGGCAGCAGCAGGAGGCCCCAUUAGCUAAAGUGGUGCUUCAGGUUAAGAACAGUUUCAGGUUAAGUACGGACCUCCGGAACGAAUUAAGUACUUAACCCGAGGUACCUCUCUAUAAAUGUGAGAGGGGGGUGGACAUUAGCUCUGGCACCACCCACUGCCUCAAUCCACCCUUGGGGGUAAAGACUACAUAAGAACAACAAUGUGCCUUUCAUGUCAUAAACUGAUAGCCAAAAUUCAGUUUUGAAUCUUAUUUUUGACCGCAUGAAAUAAUCAGGAUCUCAUAAAAAAGGGCCUUAGACCUCCUGUUUUCUUGAGGUUUUAGAAACAAUGGAGCUCAGUUGGUAGAGCAUGAGACUCUUAAUCUCAAGGCCAUGGGUUUGAGCCCCACAUUGAGCGAAAGAUUCCUGCAUUGCAGGGAGUUGGACUAGAUGAUCCUUGUGGGACCCUUACAACUCUAUCCUGUGAUCUAUGGUUCCUUCUUUAUCAGUGUAAGCAUCAUUUUUGCUAACGGACCCGAUUGUUAGUUCAUGAAGACUGAAGCAAAAAUUAAGCUCUUCAGUCUUUCCAGUAUAUUCUAGCUUUUUGCUUCCCCAUUUCAUUGUGGCUCACUUUUGUCUUAGAUACGCCGUUUUCCAAAUUAAAAUGGUUUUAUAAUUUGUAUUUAUUUCAGUUGUGCUUUUGAACCAUCUACCUUAAAGCUCAGUGUUUUGUAUGUUUCCUCUGUAGAACCAUUAUUUCUGUAUAUUUGAAUAUUUUUGCUGUUUUGAAGUGUGUUAUGCAGACAUUUUCUCCCUAUUCUCCAGUGCCCAAGGUUGAGGUGAUGGAUUCCAGAAUGGGUAAUCUUGCAGAAGAGUUCAAACAACUAGUUUACCCACCAGGCUAUGAUCCGGAUGGGAAAACCACAAAGCGUAAACAAGGUAAGAUUGCAACAGAACCCAGAGAGAGAGGUAGUUACAUCCUUCAAGUUCAUUUUCUGCUCUAUCACACCAGAUUGUGGUUGGAUUAUCAUGGGCUAGGUAGGAGUCUAUCUUGACACUGUGUCAGUGUACUGUUGCAGGAUAUUUUGUAAUGGCUGUAUAAGAUAUAUUUUAUUUAUAACAAGGUAUUGGAAACACACAAGUAAUCCAAAAAUCUCUUUCCAGUAGGGGAUGGUACCAUACCACUAGAAAAGAAAGCAAAGAUCGAAAUCUCUGAAGACGACCUGAGGAAUCAUGUUCAAAAAGGCACUUUGGGUAAACUGACUGUGCCAGUUUUAAAGGAAGUGUGCAGGAAUUACAAGCUGACAGCAGGAACGAAGAAGCAAGAACUCUUAGAUGCUGUGACUGAAUACUUCAGUAGGCACUGAGAGUUCUAUGCUCACUCUCCUCCCUAAGAUUUUGACAAGGAAAAGGGGUGCAGCAUCUUUAUAGCCAUAGAUCAAAGGGAACAGGGACUUUUUUUCUUGAGAGUUUAAGACUAUGUAAUAAUGAGGAUUAAUGGGAAAAUGCUUCAUUCUCCCCACCUGUUUCUAGACUUUAUGAAAAUGUGUCUUAAUAAAUGAGCUUGUUAUGUA
Messenger RNA from Podarcis lilfordi (Lilford's wall lizard), 29220 nucleotides. Lineage: Eukaryota; Metazoa; Chordata; Lepidosauria; Squamata; Lacertidae. The record is from the annotation of a GenBank genome assembly.